Messenger RNA from Colossoma macropomum (tambaqui), 611 nucleotides. Its product is annotated as spermatogenesis-associated protein 45-like. The transcript has 2 exons. The coding region runs from base 139 to 390 and encodes 83 amino acids. The record is from RefSeq and is a predicted model, not a curated record. NCBI's taxonomy places the organism in Eukaryota, Metazoa, Chordata, Actinopteri, Characiformes, Serrasalmidae.
ACACGCGCACAAGCCAGACUGAACCAGUUCACUAUUUGUCACACUGUUACUAGGGACGCUGAACCUCCGGUUGCCAUGGAGCUUAAUCGGGCAGCUAGCCGCGCUGCUAACUGUGGUAGCUCGUAGCAACGGCUCGAAAUGUCGAAGUCGAAAGCGGAGGAGCUGUUUGAGCUGAACAUGCGGAGAGAGACGUGGUGCUGCGUGGAAGCGGACAGCGGGAUCUGGCUGCGAGCUCAGAGGCGACACUUCGACCAUCACCUGAGAAACACCUGCGACUUCAGCGCCACGCAGACGGCGAAACCCGAGGAGCGCUCCGCUUGGAUGGGAAGUCCCGCGAGAUAUCGCGAGAGAAGACAUUUUGAGGAGAGCUAUAAAGCUCAUCUGGUGUGAACAACUGCACAUCAAGCUCCAGAAAGCAUGGUAGACAGCUGCAAUGCAGACAAUCAUCAUUAAAAAUGUGUAAAAAUACGUUAUUUCAAUUUUCUUGCUUUCAUUUUUAUCUUAAAUGCUUGUGUGUCAUGGGAAGCACUAUUAAAAAUCGUAUGCUCCCAGUUUACUGAAGUUUGUUCUGAGCCAAAAAGCAACAAAAAAAAAAAAAAUAAAGAAAUAAA